Molecule: messenger RNA, 1086 nt
Organism: Micromonas commoda
Lineage: Eukaryota; Viridiplantae; Chlorophyta; Mamiellophyceae; Mamiellales; Mamiellaceae
Exons: 1
Coding region: 1-1086 (361 amino acids)
Molecular function (GO): N-acetyltransferase activity
Source: RefSeq, a predicted model, not a curated record
AUGACGGCCGCGGCGAGGGCGCUCGUUCCCGCGGCGACCGCGCGGUCAAGGCGGCCAAGAGGUCGCCACCCGCACGGGAUCAGGGUCGUGGUCGCCACGCACGCGGUCGACGCGGUCACGGUCGCGUCCGAGGCCAAGCCGGUCGUGACGAUAAGGCGCGCGGUGCCCAAGGAUGUGCCGGUGGUCACCCGCAUCCUCGCCGAGGCUGCGGACGGCGCGGUGAGCACGCAGAGCCUGGCCACGUACGCGCGUGAGGCGGCUGUGGUGGACGAGCUCCCCGGGGAGACGCCCGAACAGCUCGCGCUCGUCGCCGAGCGCGCGUUCCCAACCCCUUCCGAUCCCCCAAAAGUCGUGGGCGUCGUCGGGCUCCUGCUGGACAACGCGCUCAAGCCGAUGGAGAUGAAGCUGGAGAAGGAGGUGGGAUACGUCACGAACCUCGCGGUGGACGGUGCCGCGAGACGAUCCGGGAUCGGCGCCACGCUCCUGGCCGCGGUAGAGUCCACCGCGGGAGACUACGGAUGCGCCGCGGUGGCGUGCCGAGUGGACGUAGGUAACGACCCGGCGCUCGCCAUGUACGAUAAGAACGGGUACGAGCCCCUUCAGCCCCGAGCGCUUCGCAAGUUCAGGCGCCUCAUGGGCGGGCUGUACGCCGUCGCCGGGGUGGCGCACCUGCUGGACCUGCUCGUGCUCGACUCCGUCCUGCCCACCGCCGCGGGAGCGCCGCCGUGGGCGCUCAUGGACCCGACGCAACGCCUUUGCGCGAUCGCGUGGUGCCUCGCGGGGCCCGUCGCGUGGCUCUGCGUGGCGAAGGGGUCGGCGACGGUGGGCGACUUGGCGCUCGUGGCGUACGGCGCGUUGGAGGUGACGCUGUGCGUCGCGUGCGCGGUCGCGUAUGGCGCGGUGGGGGGCGACGCGGCGACGGGCGCGGUCGGGGUGCAGGUGGCGGUGGCGGGGUGCGCUCUGGCGUUAAAGCCGGGGCGAUCGCCCGGGAGGCUCAGCCUGGGGAAGGAGCUGCGAGGCGCGGGGCGGGGGGGAGUGGGAAGGGCGGGUGAGGGCGAGGGGGACGACGGGGUGCGGGAGGUCUGA